Molecule: messenger RNA, 1534 nt
Organism: Schistosoma turkestanicum
Lineage: Eukaryota; Metazoa; Platyhelminthes; Trematoda; Strigeidida; Schistosomatidae
Source: the annotation of a GenBank genome assembly
AUGCUCAGUAAUAAUCUAACUCAAGUGACCACAACAAUGCUUACAACGUUAGCAUCGACAUUAGCCACAAACAUUCUAUCAACAACAUCUACAAUCAAUGAAGUCAAUCAAUAUAUGACAACUACAACAAGAAGAAGUGAAUUGACCAGCACUACUACUACUACUACUACGAAUAUUAUGCCAACAAUGAGUGUAAAAUGUAAACCUAUUGAAUCCUUAGAAUUAUUUGGACGUAUUUAUGGUGAUAUGCAUGGUUACAUAACAUUAUUUCUAUGUCCUUUUUGUGUACUCUCAAAUAUAUGCAUUGUUAUUGUACUAAAUCAACGUAAUAUGAUAUCACCAACAAAUUUCCUUUUGACAUCAUUAGCUAUCAGUGAUGGUUUAUUAAUGAUAUUCUAUAUACCAUUUGCAAGUUAUUUCUUAAUUGGUCAACAUACACGUAAUUCAACAUAUAAUUGGGCUGUUUAUUUAUUGUUUCAUAUAAGUUUACAAAAUUUUCUACAUUUAACUUCAAGUUAUAUUGUUGUAGUGAUUGCUGUGUUUCGUGUAUUAUAUGUGAAAUAUGUUGUACAAUGUCAAAUUUUAUGCAGUAUACAACGUGCUAAACUUGCUGUAACAAUAGUACUUAUUAUUAGUAGUAUAUUAUCUAUACCAUGUAUUAUGAAUCAUCAUAUAGUUGUAAACAAUAAUAAUAAUAGUGAUGAUAACAAUAGUUAUAUGGUCACUUAUGUGGAUAAUCAAAUUAUGUUGAAAUAUUUAUAUUGGAAUACAGCGAUUUUUUUGAAACUACUACCAUUGCUCUGUUUAUCUGUGCUGAGUUUUUUAAUUAUAUUCAUGAUACGUAGACAAAAUGCACGUAUGCGAAAAAUGAAAGCAAAAUCAACAGUUUACAUGGGCACUGCUGUUGUUGGAUCUGCUGGGACGGCGGCGUCAGCGGCGGCGGAGUCGGCGGCAGCAGUAGCUGAUCCAUCUAGUUCACCAAAUCCUACUAGUACAAAUUCAUUGAUAGUUGAUAGUAAUGAAUUCGACACGAAUAAAAAUCAUAUCAUCACUAUGAAUAAUCAAAAUCAUACAAAACUACAAUCAAUGCAUAUGGAAAAAAAUACUUUACCAUAUAUGACUUCAUCAAAACAUUUAAAUACUACAUUAAUGCGUAAACGUAAUGCAUUUGAAAAUGAACGUGAAAAAGUUGAGAAUAGAAUGACUAGAUUUUUAUUGGUUAUUGUCUUCAUAUUUAUGAUUACAUUACUUCCUCAGGCUAUAUUAUUAUUUUUAAGUGGAUUGGUUGGUGAUUGUUUCACAGAUACUGUCUAUAAUGCAUUAGGUGAUUUUAUGGAUCUGUUGACCAUUGUGAAUAAUGGUAUUAAUUUUAUAUUGUAUUGUUCCAUGUCACAUCAAUUUCGUACAACUUUCAUACAAUUUUGUACAUCAAUAUUUAAAAUUUGUAAAAAAUAAUUUUUACACUAACUAAGCUAACAACUGUUGGUUGAAUCACCUAUAUGCACAUACGUACACACACACACAUACCACACAU